Messenger RNA from Hydatigera taeniaeformis, 630 nucleotides. The record is from the annotation of a GenBank genome assembly. NCBI's taxonomy places the organism in Eukaryota, Metazoa, Platyhelminthes, Cestoda, Cyclophyllidea, Taeniidae.
AUGCGGGAAGUUGAAGUUUUCCGGCUGAAGCUGGUGAUGCAGUCGCAGCAGUUGUCGAACGCAAUUGAUUUGAAAGGGUCCAUCGAGGUGGUUGCAGAAUAUUUUAAUGUGGCCAUUAAUAAUAUUCUCUACAUUCGUGGGAUCUACCCAGAAGCUUCUUUUAAGCAAGUAAAGAAGUUCGGUCGUUCUGUUCUGAUAACAACAGAUGAAGAGUUAAGUGACUAUUUAAGCUGUCUUAUUAGUCAGAUAAAGGUAUGGAUGUCGAGCGGUUCUCUGAAAAGGCUUGUUCUUGUUAUCAAAUCCGUCAAAACUGAUGAGGUUUUCGAGCGUUGGCAAUUUAAUGUUGUUAAAGAAGAAGAGUCAUCUAGUGUUCCAAAAAAUGUCGAUCACGUGAACAGUGAACUCAGUGCAAUCAUCCGUCAAAUUGUUUCUUCUUCUACAUUUCUGCCCGUUUUGUCUUCAUCAUGCACAUUUAAUCUUCUAGUUUACGUUGACAAAAAUACUGAAGUUCCGGAUGAUUGGGGUGAGACAGGUCCCUGUUUCGUGCCAAACUCGAUGCACGUUCAGCUACGGUCCUUUUCUACCCGAAUUCACAAAGUGGAGUCGGUUGUUUCGUACCGAUUGAAAUGA